Hippocampus zosterae (dwarf seahorse) is the source of this 2828-nucleotide messenger RNA. It is a transcript of the gene men1, whose product is annotated as multiple endocrine neoplasia I. The transcript has 10 exons. Gene Ontology annotation, molecular function: chromatin binding; transcription cis-regulatory region binding; Y-form DNA binding. Bases 181 to 2022 code for a protein of 613 amino acids. Gene Ontology annotation, biological process: regulation of transcription by RNA polymerase II; negative regulation of cell population proliferation; negative regulation of cell cycle. Lineage: Eukaryota; Metazoa; Chordata; Actinopteri; Syngnathiformes; Syngnathidae. The record is from RefSeq and is a predicted model, not a curated record. Gene Ontology annotation, cellular component: histone methyltransferase complex; chromatin; nucleus.
ACGCGUCGGAGUGACUUUCGGGGAUGAUUGAAGUGCGCGGCAAAAGAAGUGAAACCCAAAACAAAACGACGCGAAACAUGCGGCCGAGGUACUGCUGAGCAAACGGGGUACGUCACCCGCCCCUCGCCGCCCGCUCUUCGCUCGCCUUUUACAGAGGUGAAGCAUACCACAGAGGACAAAAUGGGUCUGCACUCAUCCCAGAAGAAGCAUUUUCCCCUACGGGGGAUCGACGGCGUCGUUCAGCUCUUCGACGCCGAGCUCCGCAAGUCGGAGCCGGACCUGGCCCUCCUCUCCCUGGUCCUGGGUUUCGUGGAGCACUUCCUGGCCGUGAACCGCGUGGUGCCCGUCAACGUGCCCGGCGUACGUUUCGAGCCGCUGGAGCCCGACUGCCCCAACUCGUGUUUCCCCACCGUGGAGCUGGGCAUGAUUUCGGCGCUGUACGAGCGUUUCACGGCGCAGAUCCGCGGGGCCGUGGACCUGUCGCAGUACAGGAGGACGCCGGCCGGCUCCAGUCGAGAGCUGGUGAAGAAGGUGUCGGAUGUCAUUUGGAACAGUCUCAGUCGCUCUUACUUUAAAGACCGUGCCCACAUUCAAUCUCUCUUCAGCCUCAUCACCGGGACCAAACUGGACAGCUCGGGUGUGGCCUUUGCGGUGGUGGCGGCCUGCCAGGUCCUCGCCCUGAAGGACGUGCACCUGGCUCUGUCCGAAGACCACGCCUGGGUCAUCUUCGGCAAGAGCGGCGAGGAGACGGCCGAGGUCACCUGGCACGGCAAGGGCAACGAAGACCGACGAGGGCAGACGGUCGCGGCGGGAGUCAACGAGAAGAGUUGGCUCUACCUCAAAGGUUCCUACAUGAAAUGUGACCGCAGCAUGGAGGUGGCCUUCAUGGUGUGCGCCAUCAACCCCUCGCUGGACCUGCACACUGACAGCUCGGAGCUGCUGCAGCUUCAGCAGAAACUUCUGUGGCUACUGUAUGAACGAGGUGACCUGGACAGGUAUCCGAUGGCGAUGGGGACUCUGGCGGACCUGGAAGACCAGGAUCCCAUGCCAGGCAAGGAGAGCCCGCUGGAAAUCCACCUCAAGGCCGUGUGUUCGGCCCAAAGCCAUUACAACAACGAGCACAUCUACCCCUACAUGUACUUGGCCGGCUUCCACUACAGACACAGGAACGUGCGGGACGCGCUGAGGGCCUGGGCCGACGCCGCCCGCGUCAUGCAGGACUACAACUACUUCCGCGAGGACGAGGAGAUCUACAAAGAGUUCUUUGACAUCGCCAACGACGUCAUUCCCACUCUGCUCAAGGAGACGGCCGCCGCCGCCGAGAGUCCCUCGGAAGGCGGCGACGCCACGGAAGCGGAGCAGCAGCAACCCCAGCAGCAGCAGCAGCAGCAGGCAGCUUUCUCGGCACUGCAGGACCCCGAAUGCUUCGCCCACCUGCUGUGCUUUUACGACGGCAUCUGCAAGUGGGAGGAGGGCAGCCCCACGCCGGUGCUGCACGUGGGCUGGGCCACCUACCUGGUCCAGUCCCUGAGCCGCUUCGAGGCGCAGGUGCGUCAGAAAGUGUCCAUCAUCACCAAAGAGCCCGAGUGCCCGGACGAGGACGACACGUCCAGCGAGGACCCUUGGGAGGGCCGCAGGCGAGGCCCCCGCAGGGAGUCCAAGCUGGAGGAGCAGAACUCUCCCCUGGCCCCCGCCGCGCCCGCCUCCCCGACCUCGCAGGCCGCCCCCAAGAAAGCCGGCGAGGGCGGCGCCGGCCGCCGGCGCUCGGAGGGUCAGCCCAAGUCCCCCGACGACGGCGGGGCGUGCUCCCCGACGCCGCCACGCCCGGCCGCCCCCGUCGUGGCCUUCCAGAGCGAGAAGAUGAAGGGCAUGAAGGAGCUGCUGCGCGCCGCCAAGGUGAACUCCAGCGCCAUCAAGCUGCAGCUCACCGCCCAGUCUCAGGUCCAGAUGAAGAGGCAGAAGAGCACGCCGCCGGGCGAUUACUCCAUGUCCUUCAUGAAGAGGCAGCGCAAGUCGCUCUAGGACCAUUUGGACCGCCGGCCGCGCCCCCUCGCCACCUUCCUUGCGCUCAAACGUCCUCCCGCUGCCGUCAUGUUGUGUCGCUAUCUGAAAGCAUGACCAUGACCAAGAAGAAUACAGUUGUGUGCAAAUUGCGCCCCCCCCCCCCCCCCCCCCCCCCCAGGACAUCCCAAAACAGUUGAAGAGCUGCACCAUUUGCAAAAAAAAAAAAAAAAAAAAAACAUGCAGCCACGACUCCCUGCAGCUUUUGUGACAACCCAGUCGAAAGCCGGCUCCUUCCCUUUACACAAAGAUUGUCACACAGGUGAGAUGCAUCACUUCACAUUAGUUUUCCGCACCAAUGUACCUAUUUUCCUAUUAGACGGGGCUUUGGCGCCAUCUUGUGGCAUCACAAAGAGCACAAAAAAAACACCUGCUGCUGAUUACAAUAGCUUAACUGUUGAACCGUUUCAUAUCAGACCUCGUGUCGACAAAGCGAGCGAUUCCCAGUUCACGUUUGCCUCAUCGGGACACGUCGACAAGACUGCGAGCCGAGAAAGUCAAGUUAGUAUAGUUACUGUGUAACAUUGUCCACUUCCGUGUUAAGGAUAGCUUCUUUUUUGCUAGCUCGAUGUUGCCUUAUUUGCUUUUUUUUUUUUUUUUUAGACUGGGCCUUGUAGUUUGGACUUGGCCCACUAUCAUGAUUUAGACAAAAAAGCCCGCAAAGCGCUGUCAGCACAGAAUCGUGUGAAACGGUUGCCCAAUGUUGCGUUCGCUUUGUGGUCUUUGUUUUUGUAUCUGAGAGUAAUAAAGAAGUGGAGGCCGAUUGA